AUGGAGGAGAUGGCCAAGAUGUUGGAGAGCUACACUGGCGGCUUGCAGCAAUCAUUCGAGUCAGUCUUUGAGCGUGUUGGACAGAGUUUAUUACAAAGUACCCAAAUGAUGCGUAUGAUGAAUGAAGUGAUGGAGUCUGCUAUGCUACAGAAUCUAUUCAUCUCCUCGAGCUAUGAUGUUCAUGGUGGUUUACUUAUUGUAGUGGAGAAUUGUUCAUCCAUUAUGUUAAAGCAGACGAGAAUCAGUGCACAAUUGCACAACUCUAAGACGAGUUUCUUUACUAUAAAUCUUGAUUUGCUCGAUGCAAAGCAGCAAGUGCAGUUUCAAGCGUCGAUCCAGGACGUUAGUGGUCCUAUUACAGGCUUUAUUGAGCUAGAAUGCAUUAGUCCUGGGACACAACAGACACUCACGAAACGUUCGUUGUUUCAUGUCUUGUACCUUGAGCAAGGAAAGUUUCAGGCUGUAAUGACUGGAGAAGAAGGAGCUACUCCUAGUGUCGAUGAAGUUGCGGUAGUAUCCGAUAAAAUUCCAUUGACACGAGUGAGAAAACUCUUGGAUCUGAGUCCAAUUCAAGGCAUCUUAACAGAUAAUCAUGGAAGGUAUCGAUUUGAACCAGCAGGACUUCAGUCAAAGAACGAGAUGGUGGUUUAUGUAUCGGUGAAAGAGAGUGAGAAGGGUGACUUGGUUAUUGUAUCUGCGGCUGGUAAUGUCAGUACGACUGACGAGCGCCAGCAUCGUUGCCAGCAGAUAAUCAAUGAGAUGGAGAACGUAACAAACUAG
Messenger RNA from Peronospora belbahrii, 780 nucleotides. The record is from the annotation of a GenBank genome assembly. NCBI's taxonomy places the organism in Eukaryota, Oomycota, Peronosporomycetes, Peronosporales, Peronosporaceae.